Molecule: messenger RNA, 222 nt
Organism: Aspergillus aculeatus ATCC 16872
Lineage: Eukaryota; Fungi; Ascomycota; Eurotiomycetes; Eurotiales; Aspergillaceae
Exons: 3
Coding region: 1-222 (73 amino acids)
Source: RefSeq, a predicted model, not a curated record
AUGGGAAACGGAGCCAAAGCCCAGAUGAAGCGCGAGCGCAACGCCAAGGACGCUGGCAAGGGUGGCAAGUCGCAGUUGAAGGCCAACGAAGCCGCCAAAGACAUCAUCUGCCAGAUCUGCAGAUCGACCUUCCUCAAGACGGCCAAGGCCCCCGCCCUCACCGAGCACGCUCAGAACAAGCACAACAAGACCCUCCAGGAGUGCUUCCCUUCCUUCGCCUAG